CUUCAUAAUUCUAUCAAUGUACCUUUAAUAUGAUGAUCUCUAAAGUCUAAACUGCUUCAACCUUGGCCCUCACUGCAAAGAAAAAGAGGAUUUUCCUGAAGUACCACAAAGAGACAAAUGAUGUUGUUACUGUAGAAAGGUGAAGUGAAAAUUGAAGUUAAGGAAAGAAAAGAAAAGGGUUAUUCUCUCACACUCUUAAAUCCACAUGCACAUGUUUUUGCCUUUUCCUUUACUCAUCAUUUGUUGCAAAUUAUUAUUUUUCUGUCCUCUUUUUGUCUCAUUGUCACUAUUCUUCAAUCUUGGUGAGAUCUCCAGAAAAUUAUUAUUACUCUCAUGGAUUGUUUUACACUUUGCAUAUCUUUCCAAGUUUUUGGAGUAAUUUGCUUUUAUUGGUGAUAAUUUGUUGUAUAGAUGCAAUAAACAAGAUUUGAAGAUAAGAUGGGAGAGACAACUGCAUCAAAUCCAGCUUUGCAAGUGUCUAUUUCUUUUGGUAGAUUUGAGAAUGAUUCUUUGUCUUGGGAGAGAUGGUCUUCUUUCUCUCCAAACAAGUACUUAGAAGAAGUUGAGAAGUGUGCUACACCUGGAUCAGUAGCCCAGAAGAAAGCUUAUUUUGAAGCCCAUUACAAGAAAAUUGCUGCCCGAAAAGCCGAAUUGCUUGCUCAAGAGAAGCAAACUGAGAAUGACUCUUUCAGAUCAGAAGAUCAAAAUGGUAUAGAUCUGAGUGGCCGUAACACUUGUGAGACUGAUUCUGAUUUUGGUAUAUCCAACAACACUCAAGAUACUACUGACGAAUGCGUUACGCAAGAAACCAGCUCUGCUGUUGGUGAAAUCGGCACGAGCCAUGUGGAUGAUUUGAAGGAGGAAGGUACAGUUUCAAUAGAUUAUAAUCAAAGUCCAUCAGUUGAGGUAGAUAACAAAGAGCUAGAAGUAGAAAGUAGAUCACAAGGUUCCCAUCAGAUAGAUGAGCCCGAAGAAGAUGUUGUGUGCAUAAAACAAGAAGAAAGUCUUGAAAUUGAAGCUGAAGAUGUGAAGGAAAUUUCACAUGUUGUGUACAAGGAUACAGAAAAGGCUUCGCAAGUUGAAGAAAAAGAUGUGAAAUUGGAUCAUCAUCCAAAUGAACCUAAGGUUAUCUCUGUGAAUAGGGAAAAUAAUGUAGCCAAGACAAAGAAGAAAUCGGUGCUACCUAAAUCUAAGGUGUCUCAAAGUUCCACACCGAGAACUUCAAGGCCUACAUUAACACCAAUUAAAACAUUGGCAUCUGCCCCUUCAACUAAAAAGGCAAAUUCUUCUUCUUUACCAAAGAAGCAAAUUGCUUCGGGUGUGGCGGAAAACAAAAAAGUUGCCAACAGAUCUUUGCACAUGUCUAUGAGCUUAGGUCCAAGUAAUCCUGAUCCAGUUCCUCAUACUACUAUGAGGAAAUCUCUCAUUAUGGAGCAAAUGGGGGAUAAGGAUAUAGUCAAACGAGCAUUUAAGACAUUCCAGAACAAAUUCAAUCAGCCGAAGGCUUCCGGUGAAGUAGACAGAUCCUCGGUAACAAAACAGGUUUCUUCAAGGGGGACUGCAUCAAAAGUUCCGACAUCUACAGCUUUGCGGAAAGAAAAUGGACGGCCAAGUACGGUUGAGAGGAAGGAUAGAAGAAGUGCAAAUGCUGGACGAACUUUGGGACCAAAAUCCUCAAGAAAAAUAGAGGAAAAACCUAAUGCAAAAGAGGUAGAAAGACUGCAUCUCCGUACAAAAUUGAAGGAUGAAAAAGAGGCAGAGAUGAAAAAGCUUAAACAUGAUUUCAAGGCCACACCCCUACCAGCUUUUUAUCGUGGUCAAAAAGUAUCAAAAAGUCGCGUUGAAAAGGUACGC
Molecule: messenger RNA, 1854 nt
Organism: Cicer arietinum (chickpea)
Lineage: Eukaryota; Viridiplantae; Streptophyta; Magnoliopsida; Fabales; Fabaceae
Source: RefSeq, a predicted model, not a curated record